CUGUCCCUAGGACUCACUGCUCACUAAAUAUUUGCUGAAUCAUUUGGGUUUUAUGAAAACUGAGAGUGUUGAACCAAAUACCCCAUAUAUACUGUGAACUCAAGGAAGGGAGUCGCACGAAGAAUGGCUUUCUUUUUCCCCAGUUACAGCUGAAACGGACUCUCUGUCUGCCUGAGUGGACACUCCCCAACAAUCACUUGGAUAGAAGGAUAAGGAUGAUGUCCACGGGAACAAAGCAGGCUCAGCUGUUUCUAUUCAGUUCCCACAGGAGGUGCCUAGACUCGUUUAUUUUAGCAUGCUUAUGAAGACAGUAUCAGCUGAAGCCACAUGGAGACCUCAGAUCAUUCAACAAGUGUGAGCACAUGGGCUUGAAUUAUGGACGUCCUGUUGCAGUUUUCUGAGGCAGGAUCCAGGUGCCUGAAACCCUUCUACAACACUCUUUCCCCAUAUUUACCCCUGCUUCUUCAGGCCUCUAAUGGCAGUUAUACCUGGUUCAAGUGGAAUUGUUCACGUGGCCCCAUCCUCCCUGGGGACCAGAAUACAUGGAAGGGUGGAUGGGAGGGAGGACGAACGAGAGAAGACUGGAUGAUGGGUGAAUGAUGGAUAGAUGAAUGGAUGGGAGGGAGAGAGGUGAGAGAUGGGUGAAUGAGUGAACUGACACAUAAAUGGAUGGAAGGAAAUAUGGAUGAUAGGUGGAUGAAAGGUGAACGGAUGGGUAAGUGGAUAGAAUGGAUGAGUAGACAAGAACAGUGAGAUGAGCUAGAAAGGGGAGGAGAGGGAUGACUGCUAAGGUGGUUGCAUGGGCUGGGGAGGACAUUUUUCUGUUUUCUUGUUGCAAACAGAAACCUUUGAUAAUGAGUCCAGCCUCUACCUUUAAAGGGACCCAGGCUGGAGAAGCUAGCUGCUUUGCCCCCAGCCUUAGGCAGGUGCAGGCACAGCCUUAAGCUGGGGGCGACUCGCCCGCCCUAAACGCGGCGCCUGAUGGUGCCAGGGUGGGGGGAGCGCCCCGCCCCCACCUCCGGAGGUGGCGUCCCACGCGGCCGCAACAAGCUGCCGUUGUCCCGCGGGCCGUGGGCCCCGCACACUAGGGCUUUGUCCGGCCCCCCGCCACGGCCCACGGGGGAGGGGGGCCCACAUGACCGAGAGGGUAGGAGGAGCCGGCGGCGGCGGCGGCGGUGGCGGCGGCAGCAGCUCCAUCACUUCCCUCCGGGGCCGGGGGUCAGCGGGCGGCGGUGGCGACUGGACAGGGCUAAGCAAGGUCGCGGACGCUCGGCCCCUGGUUCUCCAUCAGACUGCAGGCUCCGGGCCUGGGCCAGUAAGGCAGCUGUGAACCUAGCGCUUUCCAGGCGCUGAGCUGGGCGUGCGCCCCGCCACCCUGCCUCAGGAUCAUGGGAAAUGGCAUGACCAAGGUACUUCCUGGACUCUACCUUGGAAACUUCAUUGAUGCCAAAGACCCGGAUCAGCUGGGCCGGAAUAAGAUCACGCACAUCGUCUCUAUCCACGAAUCACCUCAGCCUCUAUUGCAGGAUAUCACCUAUCUUCGAAUCUCAGUGUCUGACACUCCUGAGGUACCCAUCUUUGCAGGUAUAUCACGAAGUACCACCGUAGUGAUCGCCUAUGUGAUGACAGUGACCGGACUUGGCUGGCAGGAAGUACUUGAAGCCAUCAAGGCCUCCCGGCCCAUCGCCAACCCAAACCCGGGCUUUAGGCAGCAACUUGAGGAGUUUGGCUGGGCAAACUCCCAGAAGCUUCGCCGGCAGCUGGAGGAGCGCUUCGGGGAGAUCCCGUUCCGCGACGAGGAGGACUUGCGCGCGCUGCUGCCUCUCUGCAGGCGCUGUCGCCAGGGUCCGGGGACUUCGGCCCCGUCGGCCACCACAGCGUCCUCGGCCGCUUCCGAGGGGACCCUGCAGCGCCUGGUGCCGCGAUCGCCGCGGGAAUCACACCGGCCGCUGCCGCUGCUGGCGCGCGUCAAGCAGACUUUCUUCUGCCUCCCCCGGUGCCUGUCGCGCAAGGGCGGCAAGUGAGCGCCGUAUCCGCCGCUCCGCCCGUCCUGACGCUUCAGCCUUCGCGGGCGGCGGGGCUUCCCGCAGCUGGGACGCACCCAGAGCUCGUGGGAGCCUCGCCCCCGCCCCGUACCCACCACGCUUGUCUGCGUCCGUCCUCAGUGUCCGCUCUGUGAGUCUGUGUUCGGCCGGCCUGCUGCAAGCCACUUGGUGCCUUAGACUCGGGAGAAGGAUCCUGGGCCUCCACCCUGACAGGCGAAAGCGGGGAGCAGGAGGGAGGAUCGGGUGGGACGGACCGGCCUGGAGGAGAUUAAAGAAGAAUCUUUAAAGACGCAGAAGUUGCCUGGCCCAGUGCCUCUGUCAUUCCGCAGAGCUUGGGCUCCAGGGCCUGCAGGAGCAGAGCAGGAACAACUUCCAGAGGCCCGGGGAAGCACCAUUCUCCACCAGUCUCCAGAGCUGAAAUCCAAGACCACGCCCUUCUUUGACACCAGCCCACGCCCCCUCCAUCUCUCAGGGGCCUGGACUUCUGACACCGCCCUUGUGCCCCUUUUCUCCCGACCCUUCACCUCUCCGAAGCCCCUUCCUUUUCUCUAAUUCUCCUUCCCUCUCUGCACAAAUAACUGGUCAGUGUGGUCCAAUUGGUGGCGUGGCCUUCAUGUCACCGUUCACUGUCUGAGAUGGCUUUAUCCUCAGGGAGAACACCCAGGCUCAGAGAGGUCGGGCAGCUGGCCCAAGCACACACAGCAAGGGCAGAUCAUUCCCAGUUGUGACAACAGGGAGGAGGUUCCUGGAGAGAAAGACCCAGCAGGAUGCAGGGGGUGGCGGGACUCUUUUUUUUUUUUUUUUUAAGGUAACCAAGCCAAUAAAACAGUAACCCUAUGGGCAAACAGAGGAAUGGGUGUCAUCAGAGCUGACGACUUGAAAGAGCCCAAGUAGACUCUUGGGACUUCGUAGCAGAUGGAGAGGCAGAGAUCUCAGCACCGAGCUGAGCGAAUGGUGAAAUGAGGACACCAACCUCCAAUUCCUCAUGUACUCAAGUGUUCAAGCCAGCCGUGAGCCAGGUACUGUGCUGGGCCCUGGGGCUACCACAGUGAGCAAAGAGCUGCCUGUAUGCUGCUGACAUUCUAGUGGAAAACACCAGAUAAAAAAGGGGGUAAGGGGGUGGAACCAUCUUGCAUCUGGCUGGGGGUGGGAUGGGGGAGCAGUACAAAGGCCCUGAGUUAGGACAAUGUGAAGCCUGCAUCCUCCUCCUGAUUGGUUGGUGGCACUGCCACCUGGCCACUGUUUCCUAACCCUUAGCCACUUAACGAGCCCCUUUGGUGUAAUGAUCCAGAUGCUUCCCUAGCCGAGUAUCACCAAUACACCUUAUCGUAACAGUGAGGGCUCCCUCCUAAGGACUCUGUCACUGUGCUAAACACUGCAGCUCAGCCGAUCCUCUUCCCAUCCUCCCUAACAGUGCCCCAGGUUAUAAGCAGAAGACAGGACUCAGAUGUGAGCUCAGACUCCAAUAUGACUGCAGGGUCCACUCUUCAUUAUGAUCUAGAAAUAUGAAAGGCUCCUCUGACACAGGGGAGUCGACUGCUUAGAAGGAUAGAACACCUCAUAUUGGCUUCUAAAACUCCAGCCCCAGUUAGAGUAUAGAUGGGAAAAUGUCUACUGACUUUUAUUCCUAGUCACCGUUCCCUAAACAAUGUAUCAGGCACCUGACAUUUGCUUCACAUUGGAAGUAUUUUUAGAAAAGGGUUCAAAGUACAUAGGUGUAUUCUUGCCGGUUCUGUGUAAAUAGUCCACCACUUGGUUUAAAGGAUUUGCCAUGCAUUUCAACAUUCAGUGGGGUCCUGGAUCCAGCCCAACUUAAAUGGACAACUAAUUAUUACUCUUGUUAAUCACAUGAAAUACCUUGUGCCCAUCCCCCACCCCCUAGUUCACAGGUCUGAGUGACCCUGACUGCAUGAAUAUCCUGGGACAGCUGCUGGUGUAUGGGACCGAGAGGAGGAGGAAUAAGAAUGCCCUCCCACAGAUGCUUGUGAAGGGAAGACCUGACUCCCCACAUCUCUCCAUGCUGGCUUGAACAGCCACUGCACCAGGGGAUUUUUUUUUCCUUUCAGAGCCUCAGUUCCACCCCAUAUACAGCAAGGUCUGGGGCAGCCUGAACUACUCAGCAUAUUUCAUAAUGCAAAUAUUUCUUCAUAAUAAAAAACACAGACCCUAAA
Molecule: messenger RNA, 4216 nt
Organism: Rattus norvegicus (Norway rat)
Lineage: Eukaryota; Metazoa; Chordata; Mammalia; Rodentia; Muridae
Source: RefSeq, a predicted model, not a curated record